Molecule: messenger RNA, 1053 nt
Organism: Effrenium voratum
Lineage: Eukaryota; Dinophyceae; Suessiales; Symbiodiniaceae
Source: the annotation of a GenBank genome assembly
CUUUGAGCCGCGCUCGAGUUGCGCCUUCGAGCCUCCGGUCCGCAGUUUUGCAGCGGGGCAUGUCGCGCCUGUUCCAGACGAAGCACGUGUCUGGACUGCUGAUUACGCUGGUGCUGGUUCUGGGUGUGGCUGUGGUGAGCCUGGUGGAGCUGGCAGCGGAUGAGUAUGUGUUGGAGACGCUCAUUGUCAGCCUUUGCAUGCUCCUGGGCGCCCGCUGCGUCAAUGAUGAGACCAUGCCCUGGGGGCCGAGCUUGGAAGGCGCAGGCCCGGACCCUUCGGCGCGCGACCUGUCCAGCGAUCGGGAGGAGCGGCGGCCGAGCCCCCGAGCGUCGGCGCGCCUCCACUCCAAGCUGCAGCUCUUCGCCAACCAGGGCAACCUGCCGGAGGCCAAGCGCUGCUUCGAGCGGAUACAAGCGGAGGCCAAGCCCACCGUGCGCACCUUUAACAUCAUCCUGAGCGCCUGCAUCAAGUGCUCGGGCUGCGUCGAAGCGGAGCAGUGGUUUGAGCGCAUGGAGGAAGCCCAGGUGGUGCCCAACCAAGCCAGCUACUCCAUCCUGGUGUCAGGCUGGGCACGUGCUGGCGCGCCGGGAUUGGCGUGGAGGUGGUUGGAGAAGAUGCAAGAGUCGGGGUCCGAACCCACGGCCGGGUGCUUCUUAUCGCUGCUGGUGGCGGAGUGCAAGAAGGGCCAGCUGCAUCAGGCGGAAGCCAUCUUGGAGGACCUGACGCGGCAGUUCCCGAACGCGCGGCUGCAGGCGACCACCGUGCUGCUGGACGCCUGCGCCAAGCACGGGGACCUGGAGGGCGCAGAGAGGCUGAUGCAAAGCAUCGCGUCGGAGGCCUCGGUGGUGAGCUUCGGCGCCAUGUUGGACGCCUGCGCCAAGGCCAAGGACCCCCAGCGCGCGCUGAGGUGGCAUGAGACGAUGCUGGCUCGUGGCCUGCGGCCGAACAACACCACCUGCACGGCGCUGGCUGUGGCUUUGGCGCGGGCCGGGGACUUCGCGCAGGCCCUGGGAGCGUUGGAGGCGAUGGAGGACUUCGGGCUCCAGGGGGAUG